Molecule: messenger RNA, 462 nt
Organism: Lindgomyces ingoldianus
Lineage: Eukaryota; Fungi; Ascomycota; Dothideomycetes; Pleosporales; Lindgomycetaceae
Exons: 1
Coding region: 1-462 (153 amino acids)
Source: RefSeq, a predicted model, not a curated record
AUGAAGGCAGAGAUCGCGCCUGUCGCGUUGAAAUAUGUCGCCCUUCCGACCCCCCUGCCUGCAAUUACCAGCACAUCACACUCCACUAUUGCUUCCGAAGGCAUGCAUCUUCCCUGUCGCCGCUGCCUUCUAGAGGCAAACCCUGGUGAAAAACUCUUCCUCAUCGGCUACGACCCUUUUCCGGCCGACAGUAUAACGCCCUAUCGGGGAAAUGGCCCUAUCUUCGUCCAUGCCCACGACUGCCGCCCCUUCGAUGGCAAAAUCUUACCAGAGACACAACUGCAAAGGCUGCUAUCCUUGAGAGCUUAUGAUGAGAAACACAUGAUGGUGGCGGCGGAGGUGAUCGAGGGAAAGGAGCUAGAGAGUGUGGCUGGGGGGAUGUUGGCGGAUGAGAAGGCCAGCUAUAUAAACGUGCACAACGCGAAGCCUGGGUGUUUUGCUGUCAGAAUUCAACGGGCCUAG